AUGGAAUUAUUCCAAACGGAUUUGCAUUAUAUAAUUUUGGAUGGUGACUUCAGCUUAUGGUGUAACAGAUCAAAUGGAAAAUUAGAGCCUAGAAUAGGUAAACAUUUUUUGUAGGCCCAAUCCAAACCGUGAGACAGCGUCAGUGACUGAGUGAGUGGUGAGCAGACGACAGACCCGACAGUUAACUUUUACCCUUUUUUUGUCUUUUAUUUAGUUUAAGUUCAAUUUGAUUUGACUUUUUUUUAAAGGUAUAUAGUAUAGUCAUAAUAAAUUAAGAAUGAAUAGACCAAGGCCUAUACUUUUUUAGUAGGAGAUUUAAUUAAGGCAAGAAUUCAGUCAAUCAGGGCCAUAUUCAUAUUGAUUGAAUUGAAUUCAAAUGAAUUUGACAUUUACACCUUUCCUUUAUACACUUUAUACAGGGCUUUAUUUAUUUACAUAAUUUGCAAUAUAUUUAAUAUUUAUAGAUCUAAAAGUAACAGUAGUAACACUCAUUUAGGAUUAAUUAGAAUUAGACAGUAGGCUUUAUUCCCAUGAGUAUCAGUGUCGUUGGGACUUAGAUAUUGUUUGGGAAUAUCUGAAAAUCGUUAUAAUUUAUUAUAUUUGAAAUAGAGGCCUCCUCCAAUUUAAAUAAAAUAUACAUAGAGAGUUUAUAAUGCUACUACUACUAGUAGUUUAUGAAUAAUUUAAUUAACUUAACCAUUUUAUUUACUCAGAGCAGGGCUGUGCUAAGGUCCAAGUUCAUUUAAAAUACUCCUAUUCCUAUAUUAUGCUGGUAUCUAAAAAAAUAAAAGCAUCAUUACUUUAUUUAUAAAAAUUGUCUACACUGAAAUCAACCUUAAUUCUAGAGUAUUACAAUUUGGAUCAAGGCAAAAGAGACCAUCCAUUAUACAGGUCAUGCUAUUUUGGCCAAUUUAUUUUUCUUUAUUUUGCUAAAAUAGAUACUGAGACAAUCACACAAUUGACAAGCCCAUAAAAUCCAAUUAACCACAUUAUGUUAAAGAAUAGCCUAGUUAAACCCAUAACUGUAGCUUUGCAUUGCCAAACAUUGAAUGUUGUAUUCUGUCUGUUAAUAUUAUUAAUAUCACCAAUUUUUUUACCUUGUGAAACACCAUAUUAAAAGGUUCUGUUCUUACUAGUUUGAUAACUGUCUUUAGAUUUGAUAAUCCAAAAUUUUUUUCGUUUAAUUUAAUGUAACCAUCUAAGUAGAUAAUAAAGUAUGGUAAAUUUACGCAUUCCACGCCACUCAUUUCCCCAUGUUUUGGUACUACUUUUUUCCUAUGGCCACCAUCUUUGUUGCCAUGAUGGCAGGCGUGUCACUGCAACAAAGGUGGUGGCUAUGUAAAAAAAAAGUAGUGCAAAAACACAUCUGCUUAAAUGGGAAGGGGAAAUUCUGCUUAAAUGGGAGGGGGAAGGAAGAGAAUGCGUUGUUUUAACUACUUACUUCGAAACGAAAAUUAGAAAAAUGAUGUUAAAAUUUAUUGAAAUAAUCUUUUGAGAAAAACCUUCAAUCUUAAAAUCUACAACUUUACCUAACAUGAAUAAUAAGUUAGUAUCCCUAACUCAAGCAUGAAAAUUUAGUGCCCCCACCACCCCGCCCCCCCCCCCCCCGUGUAAAUCUACAAACCUAAAGUCUUUGAUCUAGUGCCUAAUGUGAGCCCUAAAACCAUGAGUUCAUGUGCUGCAGUUAACACUGGACUGAGAAAAUCAUAAAUUUGAAUAAAAAAUUUAAAAUAUUUUUAAAUAUUCAAAAGUAUUGUUAUGUUUCUUCUUUUUUUUAAAAUUAGAAAUUCUCUUAGAGCAGAUUAUAUAAAGAUUGCUCUUGAAAACUAUCUGUAAAUUAAAAUAAAAAGCACAAAUAAUGACUUAUUUUUAUAACGUUGCAUAUUUAUCACCAUAGUUUUAGCUUACCGUAUUUUACAGCCUAUAAGACGCUACUGACUAUAAGACGCACCUUAAUUUUUAAAUAAUUAAAACAUUUUUUUUUUUACCAUUUUUAUUAUUAGAUUGCAAAGCCAGACUAAAAAAAAUUCUUAGUUUAUAAAACUGAACUGACCUUUAAAAUCCCUGAAAAUUGCCAUCUGACUUUUUUUUCUUCUUCCUCUUUGUCAUCAUGGUUGUUCUCUUCAUAUAUAAGAUGGUCCUCACUGCCAUCGAGAGCGUUAUUUAUGACACACUUCUUGAAAGAUGUAACAAUAAUGUCUUCUCUCACUCUAGACUAUGACUCUUUUAUCCACUGACACACUUGUUUUAUUGUAGGUCGUUUUAAAGCUCCCUUUGGUGUGAAUAUUUGAUAUUCACUUGAUAUUUAUUUAAAUAAUUUUUUUUUGAAAAUAACAUUAGUUGCAACUUCCAUAAUCCCCAUGGUCAAAGUGUUUAAGGGAUGCCAUUGGCCAACUAACUUUUAUUCUUUUUAUUUCAUAAUCAUUCUGGAAUUUUAAAUGCUUAUUGUGAAAUGAAUACAGUCAAACCCGGUUAUGUCGACAGCCUUGGGGUUUGUCUAAAAGCAUAGAGAUAACUAAUGAGCGAGAUAAACGAAACCCAAUAUGGCGGCAAUAUAUUAACAUGUGCUUAAAAUUUCUUUACGUACAUGAUGUGCAUUUAUAAAUCAGAUGUACAUGCAUGUGUUUUUGGAUUUUUUUUUUUCACGCAACAGCGUUACCGCGAUUUGUUUGAUGAAGUGAUCGGCAUGCUAUAAAAAUGUACACACAUGUUUGCUAACAACACAAGGCAUAUGUGGGGUGUCACUUUUCGGGAUUAUCAUGGAAUUCCGGAUUCGUGAGGCUAAAUAUUUUUCAGCUUCAGACUCAUGAGUUUUUAUUUUCUCUCGCUCCAGAUUCUGCAAUUCAGUAUAUUUAAAUACGGCUUCUAGGUUAAAAAAAAAAUCGACCUGUAAGAAGGCGUGAAAGCCUAUUAGGUAUUAAGCGACAAGCGGGAUUGCUAUAAAUAGAACAGUCACUGCGACCCCUCUCUUUUGUUUACAAGCCUCUUGCUUCUUGCUGUGUCAAGUUAAUUGCGCAGACAAUAUUGUCAUUUCAUUUCAAUUACUACAGUUUGAAGUAGGCACGUUUCUGUGGUAUAUAAUUUUCAAAAGUCAGUGAUUUGUCGUGGACAUCGAGAUAUCAGGGUUCGGCGACAUAAAAGAAUUUACAUAACCGAGGAGAAUUUGCGAAGACAAAGAGAGAAUUGGGUGGUUCCACUACAAAUACGUCGACAUAACAGGGUUGGCAAGUUAACCGAGGUUGAGUUAAGUGGGUUUGACUGUAAGUUGUAAUAAUAUCCUGUAUUCUUGGUGCAAUCCUUCUAGGCUAUGAUGUCGAGGGCAGUGAGUGGGGACCUGUAUGUGUCGGUCAUGUGUACGGCAUCAUAGGGAAACUCAAGCUACACCCUGGUAAGCUUUUUUAUGUUGUCUGAUGGAGAAGGGUGGCUAUUCACAGGGAUAGGUAGGACAGUCAAACACAUGCUGGUUAGGACAGUUAUUCUCAGUUGGGAAAGAGCUAUCAUUCAUUGAACAAGCAUGAAUGGAUGUUCAUUGCGAGAUAUUAAAUGUCAGGCAGGGUAUGACAUUCAAUGUCAGGCAGGGUAUGACAUUCAGUGUCAGACAGGGUAGGACAUUCAGUGUCAGACAGAGAAGGACAUUCAAUUUCAGACAGGGUAGAACAUUCUAUGUCAGACAGGGUAGGACAUUCAAUUGCAGACAGGGUAAGACAUUCAUUGUCAGACAUCGUAGGACAUUCAGUGUCAGACAGAGUAGGACAUUCAGUAUGAGGUAGGGUUGGACAUUAAAUGUCAGACAGGAUAGGACAUUCAAUGUCAGACAGAGUAGGACAUUCAAUGUCAGACAGGGUAGAAAAUUCAUUGUCAGACAGGGUAGGACAUUCAUUGUCAGACAGAGUAGGACAUUCAGUAUCAGAUAGGGUUGGACAUUAAAUGUCAGACAGGGUAGGACAUUCAAUGUCAGACAGAGUAAGACAUUCAAUGUCAGACAGGGUAGAAAAUUCAUUGUCAGACAGGGUAGGACAUUCAAUGUCAGACAGUGUAGAAAAUUCAUUGUCAGACAGGGUAGGACAUUCAAUGUCAGACAGUAGGACAUUCAAUUGCAGACAGGGUAGGAAAUUAGUUGUCAGACAGGGUAGGACAUUCAGUUUCAGAUAGAGUAACAGAUUAGGACUUUUAGUGUCAGCCAGGGUAGGACAUUCAGUGUCAGACAGGGUACAACAUUCAGUGUCAGACUGAAUAGGACAUGCAAUGUCAGACAGGGUAGGACAUUCAAUGUCAGACAGGUUAGGAGUUUAAUUUCAGACAGGGUAGGACCUUCUAUAUCAGACAGGGUAGGGCAUUCUAAAUCAGACAUGGUCGGACCUUCAGUAUCAGACAGGAAAGGACAUUCAUUGUCAGAUAGGGUUAGAAAUUCAGUGCUAGACAGGGUAGAACAUUCAUUGUCAUACAAGGUAGGACAUUCAUUGUCAGCCAGGGUAGGACAUUCAGUGUCAGACAGGGUACAACAUUUAGUAUCACACAGGAUAGGACAUUCAAUGUCAGACAGGUUAGAAAGUUUAAUUUCAGACAGGGUAGGACCUUCCAUAUCAGACAGGGUAGGACAUUCAAUGUAUGCCUGGGUAGGACAUUCAGUAUUAGACAGGAAAGGACAUUCAUUGUGAGACAGGGUUAGACAUUCAAUGUCAGACAGCAUAGGACAUUCAAUAUCCGAAUUGGAAGGACAUUCAAUUUCAAACAGGGUAGGACAUUCAUUCAAGGGAAUAAAUUUAGUUUGGUUUCAAACUCUUGCUAUGUCUGAACUCUUCAUGACAUUCACAUCUCUUGCUGAUUGAAUUCUCCUUGUUAUUCACAUCCAAGCAACCCGAUGUGUAUUAAUAUUUCUAGGGGCAUUGUUAACAGACAGAAGUCUAUUGAACUUCAGUAAAACCUGCUGUUGUGGGAAUUCAUAGUUUCUCAUCAAAAACAAUUGUAAGGUAGCGAGUGCAAUCACACAAGCAAAGCAACAGUUGUUUGAAGAAUUAUUUAAAGCAAAGUAAUUUUUUAAAAGUAAAAAAAUUGUUUGAGGCAACAUAGCACCCACUACAUCAGUUAUUUAAGUUCUGCUUGGUCAGGGUGAAUUCUUUCCCACAAAGUAAGGUCAGGAAAAUGAGGAAACUAUUUGUUCCCCAGCGUGUCAUUAUGCAUACAUGUGCUUUCCCAGCUGUUUACAAAAUCAAGUAAGCACUCAAUACUGUCAUCAGUGUCGUAGCACUAAAGGCUUUCAGUAUCAACCCUACUAAAUGGGUGCAGACAGCCCAGGACAGAGCCAUUUGGAGUGUAGCUGUCAAGAAAGGGGCUAAUUCUCAUGAAGCCAGUAGGAUAAGCACAGCCGAGACACGCAAGCUCGCCCGAAAAAGAAUUCCGCUACGGAAUUGUUUUUAUUAAAAUAAGUCUACAGCAACAAAAAAAUGACAAGAACAAAAAAAAAUUAAUUGAAGGUCAGGAGGUAAAUGUGUUUAAGAACUGUAAUAAUGUUAAGUUAUACUUAUUUUUACAUUAAAUUUACUUUAUUUAAAAUUUUCCUUCCCUGGUCUUCAAAGCUGCAAACCUGUCAAUUGUGCUCAGAUGUUAAGGGGCGUGCUAGUGACAAAUUAGCUAAAAUAUUAAUUUAGAGUUUUUCUGGGUUUCAAUAUAUUUGUUUUCAAAAACCAUUUCUUUUUAAAAUUAAAUUAAAUUAAAUUAAUUAUUAAAAGAUUGAAAGUUUUGUCAAAUAUUAUUUUGUUUAGCCUACCCUAUAAAUGGAGAAAAAGUAAUUUUUUAUGUCAGUUAUUUUUACAGAUUAGAUACAUGUACUUAGAAUCGCCCAACCACUUCGUAUUUGGUAUCAGUGGAAAGCUCUAUUUCUCAGAAUUAAGAUAAAUAUAACUUCCUGUCACUUACGAUAGUUACCGAGCACCUCAUUUGGCAUUGAAUCCUUUUAUUUUAUGAAAUUCGGUUAGACUAAGCAGCGAGUGCUCUGUAAAUAAGCACUUUUUCAACUUGGUGUUCCUGAGAUGGUGUCAUUCCCCUAGCUACGCCACUGAUUGCCAUUAAGGAAGUGAGGUGAUCUGUUGCAUAUAAUCAUGGCAGCAGUCUGUCAGCAUGGAUCUCUGCAUCAAGAUGAGUGACAGAGCCAACAAAGCUGUUCACACUGCGAAUCAGUUAUGCUGUAUUAACUAUAGAAAAAAUAUGAAAAAUAAAAAAUAUUUAAAGGCUCAAGGUCGCUAAUCUCAUGUCUCAUCCUUGUUUAUGACAUUUGAUUAAAAUAGGUGCUUAGUGAACAGAUUGACAGAUUUGAUUCACAAUACAGGCUUCCAUGAUAUGGAUUCAUGUUUUAUAAGUCGUUUUAACAUAGUUUUGAGUCUGGGUUAAUUAAAUCAAGAGCAUCUUAAUAAGGCCGCACCAGGUUACACCCUCACAUGGGGCUAACAACAUACGGAAAUGUUUCAUAAUUGACAGGGUUCGCUUGAAUCUAUUUCAUCACAGAUCUGAGUUAAAUACAAGCACAGGGUGCCACCAGAGCAGGAUGUCACCAAAACAGGUUGCCGCAGGUAACCACCAGAACAGGGUGCCACAUGAGCAGAGAGACUCAGAGAAGGUUCAUGGGGUAGUCUGAUGGAGGUGAAGAGUUUGGCAGUAGAGCGAUCAAGAGACACUGGACUCAAUUUGUAAACAAAACAACAACAACAGCCAUGAGGGCUUAUUUAUCGAUUGUCAUUCUGAACUCCAAAUCAGAUCAAUAGCCUUCAAGGAGGUAGCCGAUAUGUUUAAAGCAGAGGCGUAGAAAGGUCGUUGACCUUGUCUGCAUUUUUUAUUUAUAUGGAGAGAUGGUGUUAAGCACUGCCUUCUCUUGUGAGAAAUUAAUCUCUUGUUUUAAGUUAUGGCUUGAUCAAACAGUGCCUAACAAAGGACGAUACCAUAGACAAACACAUUAACAAAAUUACGACACCCAAAACAGUUGCCAAUUACAAUAAAUAAGAUUUAAUUUAGUAAUAAUACAAUUAUGAAAUAAAAGAAAUAUUAUUACAAAUCAUCAACUUACAGAGUAUCUGAAAAUCUGGUACCUGUACACACUUAUUACAAUGUGCCAAUUAAUAAUGAUGAAUGCGAAUAAACACAUAAGUACACAAAGAAUAAUACAUGUCUCGUGAAGUUAAUAAAAAUAUCUAUCAAUCUAUCUGAAUCCCUCCUCUCAAUGUGCCUGUCAAUCCCUUUAUGUAUGUGGGUCUACCGACUCGUAAGCCCUGCCUUCCAGAAGCUACUCAGCAUUUGUUUUCAUUUCUAGAACAAUCGCAAACAUUCUACAAAAUACUAGGAGGCAGUCUAACCAUAUUUAAUUGGAAAGGCGGUAGUAAGCAAGAUACAUCAUACAUCAAACGAAUAGGCCAUGCCCACAACAAACGCUAACGUCUGCUAGGGAUCUAAUUUGGGUCAAGCAAAGUUCAAGCACGGGAAAAUAGUGUACUACUAACAGAUGUCAUUUCUGGUAAAUUGCUUUUUUUUCUUGGAGUCCUGCAUGGAACUGUUGGAAACAAAUCUUUGCCUGCUCUGCGUGACACUAACCCCAGCUAAGCCACUAACCCCAGCUAAGCAACAGUUUUGAAUUUCUUCUAGAUAAGAGUCUGCUUUAGCUGUCAGAAGAGUUACUGUGUCCAUUCCCAAACUGCCAAUUUCUAUGAUGAGUUAUCUAAAAGUGAACUUUUAAUUUAAUACCAAAGCUGGGAAGGCACCUGAAACCAGCAGAUAUUAAUAUUGACGAAGCCAAAGAUUGGUCAUUAUUUUAAGUUUUGAAAUUCAUGGCUGAAUGGGAAUUCCCAUAAUCUUGCCCAAUCCUCCGACACCUAAAUUAUUUAUGAUGGUCUUUGAGUCUGUGGCUUCGUGACUGUCUUCAUGUGAGAGGAGCAUUUCUAAACCGAAACUUAUUUAAAAAAACAAACAAACUAUCUGUGAUCUACUAUAACAAUCCAGGCUUUUUGUUCUUACGAUUCUGUCCAUUGGUUGUGAUGAAGUGAUUGACAGGUUUGCUUCCAUAAAUGAUGGAAGAGUAAAGUUUUAUCUGAAAAGUUUAAAUGUUUCAAUAAAAGCUUUUUGAUCAAAUUUCAAGAUGUUUCCUCUAUCUAAGCUGUUUCAUCAAAUUGUAAGAUGUUUCCAUUAUCUUUUGUAAGAUGUUUCCAUUAUCUUUUGUAAGAUGUUUCCUCUAUCUUUUGUAAGAUGUUUUCUCUAUAUUUUGUUACUUUAUUAAAAACAAUUCUAUGAGCGAUUCUUUAUGAUCUGGUUAGCAAUUACUCUGUGCAGGUUUGGGGGUGGGGGAUCUGGACGGUGGGGGACACCAUGAGUUGACUGCACCAGGUGACACCAACCCUAAUGACACCUCUGUACUAAGUCAUAAGACACCAAGAGUUUCUUUUUCCUAUUAAUAAAAAAGCUUUGGUGUGUUGACUGACUCCAUUCAGGGUGUGUUGACCGACUCCAUACAGGGUGUGUUGACCAACUGCAUACAGGGUGUGUUGACUGACUCCAUACAGGGUGUGUUGACUGACUCUAAACAAGGUGUUUUGACUGACUCCAUACAGGCUGUGUUGACCGACUCCAUACAGGCUGUGUUGACUGACUCCAUACAAGCUGUGUUGACUGACUCCAUACAGGCUGUGUUGACCGACUCCAUACAGGGUGUGUUGACCGACUCCAUACAGGGUGUGUUGACCGACUCCAUACAGGGGUGUGUUGACCGACUCCAUACAGGCUGUGUUGACCUACUGCAUACAGGGUGUGUUGACCGACUUCAUACAGGGUGUGUUGAGUGACUCCAUACAGGCUGUGUUGACCAAACUCAUAAGGCUGUGUUGACCGACUCCAUACAGGGGGUGUUGACCGACUCCAUGCAGGGUGGGUUGACCGACUCCAUACCGGGUGUGUUGACCGACUCCAUACAGGGUGUGUUGACCGGCUCCAUACCGGGGUGUGUUGACCGACUCCAUACAGGCUGUGUUGACCUACUGCAUACAGGGUGUGUUGACCGACUUCAUACAGGGUGUGUUGAGUGACUCCAUACAGGCUGUGUUGACCAAAUUCAUAAGGCUGUGUUGACCGACUCCAUACAGGGUGUGUUGACCGACUCCAUGCAGGGUGUGUUGACCGACUCCAUACAGGGUGUGUUGACCGACUCCAUACAGGGUGUGUUGACUGGCUCCAUACAGGCUGUGUUGACCAAAUUCAUAAGGCUGUGUUGACCGACUCCAUACAGGCUGUGUUGACCGACUCCAUGCAGGGUGUGUUGACCGACUCCAUGCAGGGUGUGUUGACUGACUCUAUACAGGGUGUGUUGACCGACUCCAUGCAGGGUGUGUUGACUGACUCCAUGCAGGGUGUGUUGACUGACUCCAUACAGGGUGUGUUGACUGUCUCCUCUCCAUACAGGCUGUGUUGACCGACUCCAUGCAGGGUGUGUUGACCGACUCCAUGCAGGGUGUGUUGACUGACUCUAUACAGGGUGUGUUGACCGACUCCAUGCAGGGUGUGUUGACCGACUCCAUGCAGGGUGUGUUGACCGACUCCAUACAGGGUGUGUUGACUGGCUCCAUACAGGCUGUGUUGACUGACUCCAUACAGGAUGUGUUGACCGACUCCAUACAGGCUGUGUUGACCAACUGCAUACAGGCUGUGUUGACUGACUCCAUACAGGGUGUGUUGACUGACUCUAAACAAGGUGUUUUGACUGACUCCAAUUUUACAGUUUUACUUUUUGUCUCUUUACUCUUUGGUUUUUAUAUUUUACUUCCACCCACUUUCUUUCCAUACUUCUGAUGUUUGUUUUCAUUAUUUUGCCCAUUAUUAUUCUUUCCUUUUAAAGUAUAGGUAGGAUAUACAUUUAUUAUGUACAUUUUUUAAAUAAUAAUAUCAAUAUUUUGUUGUUGUACUGAUGACUGCAUGUGCAGAAACUUUAGAAUUUUAUUUUGUCUGAUCAUAAUUAAAGCUAACAUACAUUGUUUUAUUUACACAAAUUGUGUCUCAUUAAUUUCCACAGAUUCUGAAUGGAGGCUGCUCCUGAUUAAACAACAAAGUCUAGUGUGUCAGUUGGCCGAUCAGUACAACAUAUAUAGAAUCAAUAAAAUUGCUGUGCUUCCUCUAACAACAGGAGAAAGUGCUGCAGAUCUUGAUUUAGAGGUAGGUGCUUUUUGAAAUAGUCACUCAGAAAAGUAAUUUCCCUUUUUUGGUGUUAAAUGCAUGUUUAAAAAGUAGUUGGUCUGAUUGCUUACGAAAAACUCUGCUAUUUUCAAUGCAGGUUUGUAGGAAACAUUCAUCCAAGAAGCCAGAAACAGAUGCCUCACACCUUCAACGAACAUGGCACACCCUUAGGACCGCUGCAGAAAGUGUCAAAUCUAAAAAGGUGCAACUCGAGGGAUGGGUUGUGGUAUUAUAAACUGGCACAAAACUAGAAGAGAGAGAUUUAACUGUCAAUAAAUAAUUAAUAAAUGUUACAUGUUGUAUGCAGCUAAUGUUAAUCUAUUUUUUGACUAGCUUAAAAUUUAGGAUCAUUUCUUGGGCAAACCUAAUCAGCUGUUAAAAUUGGGUUUUAAGAUGAUUAAAAUUUUAACCCCCCCCCCCCAAAAAAAACAACUUUUUAGCUUAUUCAGCAUUUCCUUAAGUUACAAUGCCAAGUUGUCUUCACAUGGAAAUAAGUCAAACAAAUUUGGGAUAAACCUGAAAAAAAGGACACAACACAACAUCACAUGUUUCCCAUAAUUUUUUUGGACUCAUUUACUUCUACCUAAGCUGAUUGCAGUCUCUCCCCCUUAUUAUCAUUGUUCCUGAAAGCAAGUUGAGAUUGACAAAUAAAUAUGUAUAAAGUCAUAUAAGCUGUAGUUGAAAGUUCAUCGAUUUUAGAAAGGACAUAACUCAUUUCCAUGUUCCAUAAUGAUACCAAUCAACACAGUUACUUCCCUACAAGUAACAGCUACUGCUGUAUUCAUUUACACACAUCAAGUAAUUAUCAGAGUAUCUAGAAGUGAUUACCAUAGUAUCUAGAAGGGAUUACCAGAGUAUCAAGAAGUGAUUACCAGAGUAUCAAGAAGUGAUUACCAGAGUAUCUAGAAGUGAUUACCAGAGUAUCUAGAAGUGAUUACCAGAGUAUCUAGAAGUGAUUACCAGAGUAUCUAGAAGUGAUUACCAGAGUAUCUAGAAGUGAUUACCAGAAUAUCAAGAAGUGAUUACCAGAAUAUCUAGAAGGGAUUACCAGAGUAUCUAGAAGCAAUUACUAAAGUAUCUAGAAAUGAUUAUUAAAGUAUCCAGCACAUUAAAAAAGUUUAACUGACACAUGCACAACUCAGAGUCAGUCAACACAAUUAUCAAAUAAGAAGCAGUUAUUUGAGAUAACAAAUUGAAAGUCCACCUAUUUUCUAAAUAGAAAUCCCCCUAAAAAAUUUUAGAAAAUAAUUUAACUUGAUUAUCAUUUGGUUAAAAAAUAACAUGAAAUAAUAAUUUCAAAUUGAUAUCUUGAUUAUUGUUGACAUCUCUUAUAUAUAUUACGCUUCUGGUGUGACUGUGGACUGCUUCCUAUUCAGCGUAUUUGGUAUUGAGAGUAUAUUACAAAUAAUUUUAUAUGUUUGAAAGAAAGUAUGGUUCAAUAAUAAGUUCACUAGUGCGCAAAAUAUAAUUCCAGAUUACGCUAAAUGAUAUAUAUAUAUAUAUAUAUAUAUAUAUAUAUAUAUAUAUAUAUUAUUUUAAUAAUCCAACUGUGUAAAAUUUUCUUUUCGGAAAAUGAAAUCAUCUCAAUUUAUGUAUGUUCUGUUUUGUAUAUUAAAAAUAAUUUUAUAUGUUUGAAAGAAAGUAUAGUUCAAUAAUAAGUUCACUAGAGCGCAAAAUAUAAUUAUAGAUUACGCUAUAUGAUAUAUAUAUAUAUAUAUAUAUAUAUAUAUAUAUAUAUAUAUAUAUUAUUUUAAUAAUCCAACUGUGUAAAAUUUUCUUUUCGGAAAAUGAAAUCAUCUCAAUUUAGGUAUGUUCUGUUUAAAAGUGGUUGGGACAUCAGAAUAUUGAAUAUAGAUCAUGUGCGUGAAAUAAAAAGUGUGCAGUGAAGGGGGAAGGGGUGUAGCAAAAAUUGGGAUGUGCGUUACUUGAGUUCAUAUUACUUUAGUAGAUGGGAAGUUCAGGCAUUGCUGUCAUCAAGGUGGGCUAGAUCUAGUACUUAUUUAAAAUAAAAAAUGUAUUCUCAUAAUUUUUAACCAGGUUAAGGUGAAUAAAACAUUACACAUACAUAACAUUAGAAUAAUAGCAGAACUGUUGGCUUAGUAAGAAAUUUAUAAUAUAACUAGUAUUAAAUAAAAUGUUUUUCACAAAAUAUAAAGAAAUUUUCAACAAAUUAUAUAUUUGAAUUUAUUUUUUAUUUAGAAAGAGACAAAAGAUAAAGAGAAAUUUGAAAAGAGAAUACUUGAGGUAAGUUAAAAUUCUACUGCAGCACUGAAAUAUUAUGUUCAACAAAACUCUAUUAGUUUACAGCUUGAAAUAUUGUGUUCAACUCAUUUAUUAAACACAUUAAGUAAAAAUUCUACUAGCAUACAGCAUGAAAUAUUGUGUUCAACCCAUUUAUUGAACACAUUAAGUCAAAAUUCAACUAGCUUACAGCAUGAAAUAUUAUGUUCAACCCAUUUAUUGAACACAUUAAGUAAAAAUCUACUAGCAUACAUAAAAAAAAUCGCGUUUAACUCAUUUAUUGAAAAAAUUAAGCAUUUAUUAUUUGAACAAUUUUAUUUCAUUUUCACCCAGGGUUAGAUUUGUAUUGCUGUUAAAAAUAAACGGAUGAAUCGUGCCGCCCCAGCUAUACAUUUUGGGGAACUAUUUUCUUAGAGAUCCUAAAUGGGAACUCUGAGUUUCCUGAGACCGACUCCCUACACUCCACGACCUUAUUGCAGUUAAAAAAUGAAUACAAUAUUUUAUUUGUCUGACUUUUUAGGAACUGAUGAAGAUGUACAACGGCUCGAAUUACUUCUACUACAGUCAUGACUUUGAUGUGACGACCAGUUUGCAGCGUCAGUACAGCCAAAGUUAUGACAGGUCACUGCCACUGUGGAAGAGAGCGGAUGAGAGAUUUUUCUGGAACAAGCACAUGCUGCUAGAGUUGAUGGAAACAAAUGUAAGCUUUUACCUUGCCGAUGAAAAUUAUUCACACAUUCUUGCGUCGCAUCACAUUAAAACUGAACACAAGUCCUACCAAAAAAUAAAAAUGUAAAUCCCAGUUAUCCAUCAUCUGCAAUAAUGCAAACAUAUAUAGCCAAGCUGGCAUGAAGAAGACAAUAAAGACAAUAAAACACACAACACACAAUAAAACACACCACACAAUAAAACACACCACAAAAUAAAACACACCACACAAUCAAACACACCACACAAUAAAACACACCACACAAUAAAACACACCACACAAUAAAAUAAAACACACCACACAAUCAAACACACCACACAAUCAAACACACCACACAAUAAAACACACCACACAAUCAAACACACCACACAAUCAAACACACCACACAAUAAAACACACCACACAAUAAAUCACACACCACACAAUAAAACACACCACACAAUAAAACACACAACACACAAUAAAACACACCACACAAUAAAACACACCACACAAUAAAACACACCACACAAUAAAACACACCACACAAUAAAACACACCACACAAUAAAACACACCACACAAUCAAACACACCACACAAUAAAACACACCACACACAAUAAAACACACCACACACAAUAAAACACACCACACAAUAAAAUACAAAAUAUCGUGUGUAACAAUUACAAGUCAAUGUUUAUGCUGACACUGGUCAUGUGUUUCAACAAUAAAACUGAUUGUUUCCCCUAGAGUCUUUAACAAAACUAACCGUGAGACAUUGUGAAUGGUGAGACAUUGUGAAUGUUUCGUGUAUGUUAGAAAUUAAAAUGUUCUUGAUCAUUUCAUUACAAUAAUGUUUUAAUAAUUCAUAUAUUAUCUUUAAUUCAACUUUAAAAUUAAGACAUCUUUUAUAACUGUCCAUCUGUGGUAAGUUGUUAUAGAAUUAUUUUUUGUUUAAUGGUAGAUAGUAAUAAUAAUUUUGAUUUAUUUAAAAUAGAAAAGUUUGUUAGAAUUUAGUUUUUACCAAGUUCCAAAAAUGAUCAUAUUUAAUGGUUGUGAAUGUAAUCUUGUACACAGGAUCCAUUGGCUGACCACUGGAUGGUGCCUGUUAUUCAAGGUUUUGUUCAGAUGGAGAAGUGCAUCAUGGACUUUGAUGAAGACAAAAAGCUGGACAUGUCCAGUUCUGUAGAUUUCUCAAGCCGAAGACUUGAGCCACUGGGCUACAACAUCAGCAUCAUAUCUCGGAGGAGUCGGCACAGAGCAGGUUCAUCAAACACUCAUUAAAAUUUAAAAAAAAAAAAUAGUUCAGCCUGCUGUUCCACUUGUGUUGUUCACUAGAAGAAAAAUAAAACUCAUUUUAAAGCAUAAUUCAUAAUGACCUCACAAAAAAUCAUAAAUAAUCAAAUUAAAAUUAAUAAAUUACUAAAAUAAAUGUCUACUUCAUUCUAGGAACAAGAUCAAGAAAAAGGGGAAUUAAUGCAAAUGGAGCUUGUGCAAAUUAUGUUGAGACUGAGCAGGUAAUACUGUGUUAAUUUGUCACUGUUGAGUUUGUCACUGUUUAAUUUUUCUCUGUUUAAUUAGUCACUGCUUAGUUUGUCACUGUUUGAUUUGUCACUGUUUAAUUAGUCACUGCUUAGUUUGUCACUGUUUAAUUUUUCUCUGUUUAAUUAGUCACUGCUUAGUUUGUCACUGUUUAAUUUGUCACUGUUUAAUUAGUCACUGCUUAGUUUGUCACUGAUUAAUUUUUGCUGUAAUUUCAUUUUUUAUUUUUAAGUUCUUGACUUUGUAACACUAUAUUUGAAAAUUUGACAAAACAUGUUUAAAAGUUAAUAUUUGUUUUCAUUUUAUAGCAGUAACUAAAUAGUAGAUGUUUUGGGACACUCAUCUAAAAUUAUACUUCUGAUGUGUUGGUGACAGUCAUCUGAUGUGUUUUUUAUUUGCAGAUUAUUGAAUUUACUCCACACCUGGUGUCAUUUGUGCAAGUGCGGGGUUCCAUACCUGUAUUUUGGAGUCAGUCAGGAUUUAAAUAUCGCCCCCCACCUCAGCUAGAUAAAGGU
Lymnaea stagnalis (great pond snail) is the source of this 15186-nucleotide messenger RNA. The record is from the annotation of a GenBank genome assembly. Lineage: Eukaryota; Metazoa; Mollusca; Gastropoda; Lymnaeidae.